Messenger RNA from Synchytrium microbalum, 1506 nucleotides. It is a transcript of the gene MET2, whose product is annotated as homoserine O-acetyltransferase. The transcript is spliced from 6 exons. Gene Ontology annotation, biological process: L-homoserine metabolic process. NCBI's taxonomy places the organism in Eukaryota, Fungi, Chytridiomycota, Chytridiomycetes, Synchytriales, Synchytriaceae. The record is from RefSeq and is a predicted model, not a curated record. Bases 1 to 1506 code for a protein of 501 amino acids. Gene Ontology annotation, molecular function: homoserine O-acetyltransferase activity.
AUGUCUUCUCCUUUAGAUACUCUUGAACAUAUGGAAUCGCAACCUGAGAACCCAUUCGCUGCAUUCGUAGACAAUCAGUUGAUUGCAAUACUCCCAACAUUCACUCUCGAAAACGGUGUCCAGAUUCAUCAGGCUCCCGUCGCAUACAAGACCUGGGGACAACUAAAUCAAGCCAAAGAUAACGCCCUUGUUAUAUGUCAUGCCCUGUCGGGCUCUGCUGAUGUGGAAGACUGGUGGGGCCCGCUCAUAGGGCCAGGAAGGGCUUUUGAUCCUGAGAUAUUCUUCAUAUUUUGUGGAAACAUGUUUGGAUCGCCGUAUGGGUCUGCUUCUCCAGUCACAAUGAAUCCCGAGGUCGGAAAACCAUACGGGCCAACAUUUCCUCCUACUACCAUACGUGACGAUGUUAUGGCUCAUAAAGUGAUACUGGACUCGUUAGGUGUGAAGACUAUACAGUUUGUUGUAGGUGGCUCCAUGGGUGGAAUGGCUGUAUUAGAAUGGGCAAUGUUUGGAUCAGACUAUGUGAAGAAUAUUUGUCCCAUUGCUACAUGUGGAAGACAUUCUGCUUGGGGUAUUAGUUGGGGUGAAGCUCAGCGGCAAGCCAUUUACAGUGAUCCGAAUUACUGUGAUGGAUACUAUUCACAUGACAAGCCACCGAAUACUGGCCUAGCAGCUGCUCGCAUGUCUGCCCUCUUAACAUAUAGGUCACGGCAUUCAUUCGAAUCUCGAUUUGGCCGAAAGACCAUGCAGCCAAAACCAUUAUCGGAGGAAUUAGGUCAGAGAGCUGAAUCUCUUUCGCAGUAUGAAACUGCUGCCAUGUAUCAUAAUGAGGGCAACAAGAUCCGGCUGCAUUAUACUAAUGGUAAAGGUCGGCCUGCUACAACCUCAGCCAGCAACUCUUCGGCUUCUGCAACAACAACGUCAACCGGUAACGGCAAUAGUACAGCUGGAAUGGAUACCGUACAAGCCAUAGAGGGCGAAGCUACGGGACUAUCAUCAGAUAAACCUACAAAUAAUAGUACUACUAGCAAUAACAAGAAGGACGAUACUGCACCACCAGCAGUAUACUCUGCUCAGAGUUAUCUGAGGUAUCAAGGAGACAAGUUUGUGAAACGGUUUGAUGCAAACUGUUAUAUUGCCAUAACUCGUAAAAUGGAUACCCAUGAUGUGGCUAGAGAUCGAGGCAUGUCGUAUGAGGAGGCUCUUAAUUCUAUAGUGCAGCCUUCACUUGUUAUAGGUGUCGAAACAGACGGGCUCUUCACAACAUCGGAACAAUACGAACUAGCAGAACACCUACCAAACAGUGAAAUCGUUAUUAUCGACUCGUUUGAGGGCCAUGACGGUUUCUUACUCGAGUUUGAUCAAAUGAAUCGACAUAUUGGAGGGUUUUUCAGGAGGAAGGCACCCGAGUUUUAUAAGGAACAUGAGGCUAUAGUGCUGACUGCUGAAGAAAUGAAGAGUAAGGCUAGUAAGACGGGGGAAGCGGAGGGGGAUGUGUUGAUGUGGUGA